Oenanthe melanoleuca is the source of this 2749-nucleotide messenger RNA. It is a transcript of the gene POPDC1, whose product is annotated as blood vessel epicardial substance. NCBI's taxonomy places the organism in Eukaryota, Metazoa, Chordata, Aves, Passeriformes, Muscicapidae. Bases 128 to 1111 code for a protein of 327 amino acids. The transcript has 8 exons. The record is from RefSeq and is a predicted model, not a curated record. Gene Ontology annotation, molecular function: cAMP binding. Gene Ontology annotation, cellular component: sarcolemma.
GCCUAUUUUAGUCACGGCCGCGGCUCCGUGCCCGCCGCGGGACCGCCAGCGCCGGAGAGCGGCAGUCCCGGGCCUUGGCCGUCCUGCCGGGAAACUUUUCGGCGGGCGCGGGGCAGGAGUCUCCAAGAUGAAUGCUACAGCAAUGAGCCCACUCACUGUUACUCCACUGGGUUUUGUUCCAGACUUAAAAAAUUCCACCCUUGAUCCUCUCAAUGAGACUGCAUGUGAAAACUGGAAAGAGAUUCAUCAUCUUGUUUUCCACGUAGCAAACAUUUGCUUUGCAGCUGGGCUGGUUAUUCCAACUACUUUGAAUCUCCAUAUGAUUCUUCUGCGAGGCCUGCUCACCAUAGGAUGUGCAUUAUUCAUCAUUUGGGCUACACUCUAUCGUUGUGCCUUGGACAUAAUGAUCUGGAAUUCUGUGUUUUUGGUUGUCAACCUUUUGCAUUUCAUAUACCUAGUGUAUAAAAGAAGACCGAUCAAGAUAGAGAAGGAGCUCAGCAGCCUCUACAAGAGAAUGUUUGAACCUCUCCAUGUGCCUCCAGAGCUCUUCCAAAGACUAACUGGACAAUUCUGCAACAUUCAGACUUUGAAGACAGGUCAAGCCUAUGCAGCAGAAGAUAAAACAUCAGUUGAUGAUAGGCUAAGCAUCCUGCUGAAGGGGAAAAUGAAGGUGUCUUAUCGAGGGCAUUUUCUGCAUAAUAUUUACCCCUGUGCCUUUAUAGAUUCCCCUGAAUUUCGAUCAACACAGAUGAACCGGGGUGAGAAAUUCCAGGUCACUAUUAUUGCAGAUGAUAACUGCAAGUUCCUGUGCUGGUCCAGGGAACGGCUGACUUACUUCCUGGAGUCUGAGCCAUUUCUGUAUGAGAUCUUUAAGUACCUUAUUGGCAAAGAUAUUACAAAUAAACUUUAUUCAUUGAAUGACCCAACCUUAAAUGACAAGGCUUCGAAGAAGGUGGAUCGGCAGCCCAGCCUCUGCUCUCAGCUCUCGGUGAUGCAGAUGAGGAACAGCAUGGCCAGCACCAGCGACAGCGAGGACGGCUUGCAGAUGUUCCUUCGUGGCACUUCCUCUGCCUCCUCCCUUCUGACAGGUCCAGCAGAGUGCCUUCCCUAGCUGACUCACCGAAGAAAUUGUCUGCUGCAUUCCAGAAAUCUCCUGGACUGCCUGCACCCAGCCCUGUUGCCUUCCCACCAGAGACUGGGGUGGUUAAAACUGCCCACGAGCACCAAGGCCUGUGAUCCAGUUGUUGAAAGAAGGCUUCCUUCUUUGAUCUUCUUCAUCAGGCAGCAGCCUGUAGCAGAUUCCUGCCACCAAUUCUCCUGUGUUGGUUUGUCCUCUGGUCUUUACCUUGAAACCCACAAGUGCUUUUCAUCUGUUCCACGCACAGCAAACUUCCAUGAAAUUGAAGCCACUCCUUGGGGUGAAUUUGUACUCUUGGAAAGAAAUUGUAAAACACAGUGUGUUUGUGUGAUUAGUUAGAAUUAAAAUGUCUCUAUCAGGCUUAACAGCAGAACUCUUACACCAGUAUUUCAGCUUUGGGAGAAAGUAAUUGAAAUGCAUGACAAGUUCAGCUGUAAUUAUGUAAAUCCCCAAGAUGCAUUUGUGCUUAGCACAUACUUGGUAAAUACACUUUUCUCUGUUGUACUUUUCCUUGGUUUGUGUACCUUUUUUUUGGUAUAUAGGGUGUGCUUUCCCCAAGAGAGAGGGGUUUAUGUGUCUUUUAUGUUCUGAAAUUCUUCAGCCCAGCAGCCUCCCAAGUCCAAUACUUGCCCUUACUUUUGGGGAGGGAGAGGGAUUGCCCCUACAUCAUUACAACACACACCUCAGGAGGUAUUGUUAUUUAUUUUUUCUUUGUAUUUGGAUUGUGAAAUUUCUGACUUCUGUAAAAGGUUUGUUCAUCUCCUUGAACUGUAAUGCUUCCAUCUUUGUUUUUGCCAAGAGAGCUUGUUAGUUAUUCCUGGGUACUCUCAUUGCCAAUGAUGGGGCUACUGCCAAGGUGAGCUCUGCUUAAAGAUUUGUGUUCAUUGUGGAUUGUGGCCAUGUAUACACUUUUUUUCAGAUCACAGGGAAAACUGAAAAACAAAAAAAUCUGCCAUUUAAGUUGCCACUGCUGUGUUUUCAAAAAUCUUCUGCUGGGUGCUCUCAGUGCAACCUUUAGGGUAUUUUUGAGUCUGUUUUUUUAAGAUUUGGUGUAAUGCACAUGCUGAGGCUUACAGUUCCAGUGGUUUUCCCUGGAUCCUCCUUCUACAAGCACACAUUUGUUUAUUUAGAACAAACAAACACAAUCCAAAAUCCUCAAAAGAUUUUGUGAGAAACAUAUGGAAAUGACAAACUUUUUUUGUUUUUUGAUUAGAAUAAAAAAUGAAUGAAAAGAACUUACCUGUACAGGAAUUCUACACUAAUAUUGUUUUGUCUUUGCUAGGUUGUUGUGUGGACAAAAGCCUUCCACUACAAAGAUAAUUUUUGACUACUGUAAUGCAAAUAGGUUUUCUUCUCCUAAUUUCCAUAUUCUUGAAAAAAUGAGCAUUUGUAUUUUUGUACAAUCUCAUCUAAAAAAAAUUAUCCUUUUAUCAGUGCUAUAAGGGAUAAACUUUGACUGAUUUUCUCAAGAAAUUAAUAUUAAUCUUCUUUCAAAGUGUUUAGUAAUAAAAGGAUUAAGAUUACUUAUUAGUAGGUCCCAAAUUACAAUUACUAACAAAAGAAUGUUUUUGAUUUAAUUAAUUAAGAAACCAAACUAACUGUUUGCUUUUA